Molecule: messenger RNA, 951 nt
Organism: Dracunculus medinensis (Guinea worm)
Lineage: Eukaryota; Metazoa; Nematoda; Chromadorea; Rhabditida; Dracunculidae
Source: the annotation of a GenBank genome assembly
AUAUUAGACAUACAUUCAUUUCGUACAACACAAUGGAAUAGUUCAAUUUUCAUUGAAUUUUCGAAAGGAUUAGGAAGAAAAUAUGAAGGUGAAAUUUGGCUUUUCGUUGCAUAUCAAAGUCUGCCUGGUCCUCUACCUCAUGAUCAUCAAUGGAGAUUUUUAGUACAGAAACAGACAGGUAUAAAUUUUUACAUAAUUAAUGCCAACGAAUUAAACAACAAAAUGGGACUGUACUUCAUCGGUGUUGGUUGUGCUGUUCCACAGAAUUCUACGAAAAAUAAAACUAAUUUGGUUGAAUAUCGAUACGGAGGAAAUGAUGUGAAAUAUUUCGAGCGAAAACUUCCUUUUCAAUAUUCGAUUCGAAUUUUUACAAAAGGAUGUUUUUUUUAUGAUGAAGAAGGUGGUCUCUUCAGAAAUGAUGGUAUUCAGGUUAACAAGUUUGUAUUUAGUUGUGCAACUUCUCAUCUUUCCGUAUUUUCUUCAGGAACUUUCCGUGCUAAAGUUCCAGAAUUUUUCUCUUAUGAGUAUAUAACAAACAAUAAUGAAGGUCGUAUUCGCUAUAUGAAGGAUAACAAAUUUCACAGUGAAUACAAAUAUCUUAUAGCAGUUGAAACUGGUUACAAAAUGUUUGCUACUACUGAUUCACAUAUAUUUGUUAACAUUAUUGGUACGGAAGGUUCUGAGUUAGUACGAGAAUUAGCCGACGAUUUUUGUUCCAAAUGCCAAUUUUCUUGGGGAACUACAGAGCGAUUUCUUCUAAAGGCUGAAAAAUCCCUUGGAUCAUUGAAAGCAUUGAGACUAUGGGUUGAUGAAACUGGCGAAAUGUAUCGUCAAUCAUGGUUUUGCAAUCGGAUCAUUAUUAAAGAUCUACAGACUGAUGAAAAUUUUCAUUUCGAUGUUGAUAAUUGGUUUGGAACAUUAAACGGCGACGGAGAAGUAUUUAUUUAUUAA